AUGAACUUAACUCGAUUCGAGUAUCGACUACUACGAUUCUUCAACGAUGCGUGCAUCCCACUUUUCUCCUUCAAUAUCAAUAAGGAUGCAGACAGAACAUGGAGAAAGUUGCUUCCCAGGGAAUUUGCUUCUCUGGAUAUGGUCAGGCAGUCUGUUUUUGCAUUUGCGUGUCUUAAUCUCUGGAAAUACUCAAAUGUCGACAGUGUUCUAGACCAGGACAAAAUAGAGUGGACAGAUAUGGAAACCCAACUCGAUGGCAGCUAUUCACAUGUUUUCGAAACCCUGGCAGUAUUCGAUAAUGGCAAGGAUAAUAUCUUCUCACAAACUGCCCGUUACUUCUCAAAGACAGUGCAGCAAUCCUCCAAUCUGGAAAUUGCACUGGAGCUGUUUUUCUUCUCCAGUUCGCUCAUAUUUGCGUUCUUGGGUGUCCAUCCUCACCUGAUCAUGCCUGUAGUGGAUUUUGAUGGCGAUCCCCCACUGGACAUAUUGAGCUUCUCUGCAAGCAUACGGAAGCUAAUAGACGAGAAAAGUCGCCACUUUUCUGGCAUCUUAAGCUUGUUGAUAGAGAACAUGACAAUGCAUAUUUGGGGAACUCCGAUUUACCCAAGUGCCAUGGUGGGCCAGUUGAGGGUGGAACUUCACGAUUACUACUUUAGCAAGAGUGGUUUCACAGAGAUCAACUCGCGAACAAGCAAUGAGAACGAAAUAUUGGAGGAAUUGCUUACAGUAAUGGAGAACAGUUUCAGCUUCGCUAUAUACAAGGGCUACCCUAUACCGAUCUUCCGAAUGCUCUACUCUGCACCUUUAGAACUCGGGGAUCUUGUGAGAGCACGUCAUCCUUUUGCCUUACGUGUCAUCUUCGUCUAUUGCUGCAUGUGUAUCUUUGGUGGUUUCUAUUUCCUGAGAACCUCAAACAUGUGGAUGGAUUAUAUCAGAUAUCACAUUAAACAUUUUGGCCCGCUUGGAGGGGUAGAGGCAUCCAUAUAUAACUAUGUUCAGGACAAGGGACGGGUUGAUUUCUAUAAUUUCGCUGCUUCGAUGCAAGAGUUUGACUCAACGGUCGCCCACAUGGCACAACAUGGAGAAUUGUCUCUAUAUUCAAGAAUAUGCUUCGAGUAA
Messenger RNA from Sungouiella intermedia, 1119 nucleotides. Lineage: Eukaryota; Fungi; Ascomycota; Pichiomycetes; Serinales; Metschnikowiaceae. The record is from the annotation of a GenBank genome assembly.